CGGGUGAUCACAUGUGUUCUUUCCACCCGUCCAUUUCUCCCGGUCCUCCUGCCUACCUGUCGCACUCGAGAUUCAUUUAUUUUGCAUCUACAUCGUCUGCAUCCCUCCCACUCAUCUUCAAUUUCUUCACGGACGGCAAUGAUCUUCCCUUCCAUGGUCGUUACAUCAUUGCGCGACCCGCCGAGGAGCACCCCCCAUGUGCCACCUUACCCUGAACGUCCAGUCCAGUCCCGUUCUCGCAUGUCGCGACAUCUGAGCCCAUCCAUCCCACAGAUCAAAGCGGGGCAUCGCUGAGAGCACAUAAGAAGGCCCCGUCGCCCACAUCCCCCGUAGACCCCCAAAUUCCCACACCUACAUAAUAUUCACCACCAUCAUGACAAACGGCAACGUUCCCGACAUUAAAGAAGGCGACGACGUCGCUUGGAAGUGGGGCUCCGGCCACCCCUCCGGCACCGUCGCUGAAGUCUCCACCGACCCCGACGGUCUCACAAUUACCUCCCAGAAAGGCAACAAGAUCCACAAGAAGGGAUCAGACGACAACCCCGCCGUUCACGUCGAGCGCGAGAAUGGGAAUGAUGUCGUUAAGCGGGCCAACGUGAAAGCCGACUCUGCCGACGACAAGGAGGCGGACAGGAAGGAUAGGGAAGAGGAGGAGCCAGAAAUCGGCGACAAGCGCAAAAAGGACCAAACUGACGACACCGAAACCGAACAAGCCGACGCCGAAGAAGACACCGGCAAAACCAUUAAGAAAGCCAAUACCUCCUCCAAAUCCGAGGCUGGACAGAAGGGUGCUGCGCGUUCUUCUGCGACCAACAAGAAGUCCAAGUCCAAGGACGACGACGAGGACGAGGAGCUCGAGGACGCUGACGCCGACGCCGAUGAGGACGCAGAGGCCGACAACGGCGAGGGCAAGGACCCCCAGAAGGUCGCUGCGGGCAAGAAGGGCGGUUCUUCUAACAAGAAAUCUGACGCAACUGCCAAGAAGCCCUCUUCUCGUCGUGGCUCAAAGGCCUCGGGCAACGAAGAGGUUACUGGGGAUGCGCCGAGUACGAGGACUAGAAGUAAGGCUAAGGCUGAGUAAGAUAUGGGACGAAGAUGUACGAUAUGUCGUUGUAGUGCGGUAAUUGAACUUUAUUUGGCUUUUGCUUUAAAAGGGGAGUGAGGGCGGUAUGUCACGGUCGUGGGAAAGUCUUCGGACAUGUGCACGCCGUACACCGUGAAAGUGUUCGGGCAAGCUGGGUUUUGCAGAACUAGAUUGGCCGG
This is a messenger RNA of Saitoella complicata NRRL Y-17804, 1263 nucleotides long. RefSeq lists its product as uncharacterized. NCBI's taxonomy places the organism in Eukaryota, Fungi, Ascomycota, Saitoellomycetes, Saitoellales, Saitoellaceae. The record is from RefSeq and is a predicted model, not a curated record. The transcript has 3 exons. The coding region runs from base 374 to 1081 and encodes 235 amino acids.